Rubroshorea leprosula is the source of this 789-nucleotide messenger RNA. NCBI's taxonomy places the organism in Eukaryota, Viridiplantae, Streptophyta, Magnoliopsida, Malvales, Dipterocarpaceae. The record is from the annotation of a GenBank genome assembly.
AAAUCCCAAAUGGUAAAACAACACCUUUUUAUGGGAAUGAUUAUUGCCACAAGUCAAAUUGUUAGAACCACCAAAUUUAGGACUUAAGUUCCAUAUUUAAUUAGGUGAACAAGCCUGUAUGUUCAAAGUGCAAGGGCUCUCGCUCUCUCCCUAAAAAAUGAGAGUGUCUGCAUCCUGAAUGGGAGUCGCUGCUGGGUGUUCCCAGUCUCUUUUGCAGUGGGAUCUGGGUUCUAAAUCAAAUCAGAGAUCAUCUCAGAACCUUUCCCCAAAAGAGUAUCUUCAUCCCUAAGACUUUGAUUGGGGUCAAUUGACAUUUGAUUGAAGUUAUUUGAAGCUUCAUUUCAAGUCCAUAAUCCUUCCAACUAAUAUUGGCCUAUCGGAAAAGUAUAAAUCUCGGACUUAGCCUAGGUGUCCUUCACUUGGAAAUUUGGGCAGCUGAAAAAGCUGGAUUGUGUAAAGGGAUAUUGAUGAUGUGGAUUUAUUCCUUGGUGUUCCAGGUUCUUUUUCCCUCUAUUUACCUGUUUCUGCAGAUGUUUGUGUGGUUUCAAUUUCAUAGAGGGAAAUCAUUUCUGAAGAGUUAUUUAUCAAUUAACCAUGGGUUAGUAGCAAUCAGGAUAUUAUUUCAUGAGCCUGGGGUAAUUUCCUUGAGUUAUGCUGUUAGAAUUGUUAGUAUUUUGUCUAAGAUGCUGUUGGGAAUAUUUCUAUUCAUUGAGAAAAUGUGUUUUUGUGAUUUUGGACAUUGUUUCUUCAUAUACAAAGUAUGGAUGCAAAUGAAUUUGUAUGAUCCUU